Molecule: messenger RNA, 2983 nt
Organism: Erythranthe guttata (spotted monkey flower)
Lineage: Eukaryota; Viridiplantae; Streptophyta; Magnoliopsida; Lamiales; Phrymaceae
Gene: HA3
Product: H[+]-ATPase 3
Biological process (GO): proton export across plasma membrane
Cellular component (GO): membrane
Molecular function (GO): ATP hydrolysis activity; ATP binding; P-type proton-exporting transporter activity
Source: RefSeq, a predicted model, not a curated record
AUGGGAGGCGACAAGGCUAUCAGUCUUGAGGAGAUCAAAAAUGAGACCGUUGAUCUGGAAAAGGUUCCAAUUGAGGAGGUCUUCGAGCAGUUGAAAUGUACCCGAGAGGGUUUGAGUGCCGACGAAGGGGAAAGCAGGCUUCAGAUUUUCGGCCCGAACAAGUUGGAAGAGAAAAAGGAAAGCAAAUUUCUCAAGUUUCUCGGUUUUAUGUGGAACCCGCUCUCAUGGGUUAUGGAAGCUGCUGCUAUCAUGGCAAUUGCGCUGGCAAACGGAGGUGGCAAGCCUCCGGAUUGGCAAGACUUUGUUGGAAUUGUUUGCUUGCUCGUUAUCAACUCGACUAUCAGUUUCAUUGAAGAGAACAAUGCAGGAAACGCUGCUGCUGCCCUUAUGGCUGGUCUUGCUCCAAAAACCAAGGUUCUCAGAGAUGGCCGAUGGAGCGAGCAAGAAGCCGCAAUCCUUGUUCCUGGAGACAUUAUCAGCAUUAAGUUGGGAGAUAUCGUUCCUGCUGAUGCCCGUCUUCUAGAAGGUGAUCCUUUAAAGAUUGACCAAUCUGCCCUCACCGGAGAAUCCCUUCCCGUGACCAAGAACUCGUAUGACGAAGUCUUCUCCGGUUCAACCUGCAAGCAAGGUGAGCUUGAGGCUGUCGUAAUUGCCACAGGUGUCCACACCUUCUUCGGUAAGGCAGCACAUCUAGUGGACAGCACUAACCAGGUGGGACACUUCCAGAAAGUUCUAACAGCAAUUGGAAACUUCUGUAUCUGCUCUAUUGCCGUUGGUAUGCUGGCAGAGAUCAUAGUCAUGUACCCGAUCCAGCACAGGGAGUACAGAAAGGGAAUUGACAAUCUCUUGGUUCUUUUGAUCGGAGGUAUUCCCAUUGCUAUGCCCACUGUCUUGUCUGUCACGAUGGCUAUCGGGUCCCACAGGCUGUCACAGCAGGGAGCCAUCACCAAGAGAAUGACAGCUAUUGAGGAAAUGGCUGGCAUGGAUGUAUUGUGCAGUGACAAGACCGGGACUUUGACUCUCAACAAAUUGACUGUCGACAAAUCCUUGAUUGAGGUCUUCACAAAGGGUGUGGAACCUGAUCAUGUGCUGCUUCUUGCUGCAAGGGCUUCCAGAGUUGAAAAUCAAGAUGCUAUUGAUGCUGCUAUUGUCGGUACACUCGCUGACCCGAAGGAGGCAAGAGCUGGUGUCAAGGAGAUUCAUUUCUUCCCCUUCAACCCUGUGGAUAAGAGGACUGCUUUGACUUACAUUGACUCUGAUGGGAACUGGCACAGAGCUAGCAAGGGAGCCCCGGAACAGAUUUUGACUCUCUGCAAUUGCCGUGAAGACUUAAAGAAGAAGGUGCACAGUGUUAUUGAUAAAUUUGCUGAGCGUGGGCUCCGUUCGUUGGCUGUUGCUAGACAGGAAGUGCCGGAGAAAUCGAAGGAAUCCCCUGGUUCUCCAUGGCAAUUCAUUGGACUCUUGUCCCUUUUCGAUCCUCCAAGACACGACAGUGCUGAAACCAUUCGAAGGGCUCUAAAUCUUGGUGUGAAUGUCAAGAUGAUUACUGGUGAUCAACUUGCCAUUGCUAAGGAGACUGGCCGUAGGCUUGGGAUGGGAGUAAACAUGUACCCGUCUUCUUCUUUACUUGGUAACCACAAGGACGAGUCUAUAGCUGGACUUCCUGUUGAAGAACUCAUUGAGAAGGCAGACGGUUUUGCCGGGGUCUUUCCAGAGCACAAAUACGAAAUUGUGAAGAAAUUGCAGGAGAGGAAGCAUAUAGUUGGAAUGACAGGAGAUGGUGUGAAUGAUGCCCCUGCUCUAAAGAAGGCCGAUAUCGGUAUUGCUGUGGCUGAUGCUACUGAUGCUGCAAGAGGUGCUUCGGACAUUGUGCUCACGGAACCUGGGCUUAGUGUCAUCAUUAGUGCAGUGUUGACCAGCCGAGCUAUUUUCCAGAGGAUGAAGAACUAUACCAUAUAUGCAGUCUCCAUCACCAUCCGUAUUGUGUUUGGUUUCAUGUUCAUUGCUUUGAUCUGGAAGUUUGAUUUCUCCCCAUUCAUGGUUUUGAUCAUCGCCAUCUUGAAUGACGGCACAAUCAUGACCAUCUCCAAGGAUAGAGUGAAGCCUUCACCAUUGCCCGACAGCUGGAAAUUGAAUGAGAUAUUUGCCACCGGCGUCGUUCUUGGAGGCUAUCUUGCAUUGAUGACUGUUAUAUUCUUCUGGAUGAUGCACGAAACCGACUUUUUCCCCGACAAAUUUGGAGUCAGAUCUAUUAGAGAUAAUGAAGACGAAAUGAUGGCUGCUCUAUACUUGCAAGUGAGUAUUGUUAGCCAGGCCCUUAUCUUCGUCACCAGGUCAAGAAGUUGGUCAUUCGUUGAACGCCCCGGACUUCUGCUACUAGUCGCUUUCUGCAUUGCACAAUUGAUUGCAACCCUGAUUGCUGUAUAUGCAAACUGGGGUUUCGCAAGAAUCCAAGGGUGUGGUUGGGGAUGGGCUGGUGUUAUCUGGCUUUACAGCAUUGUCUUCUACGUACCCCUCGACCUAAUGAAGUUCGCCAUCCGUUACAUCUUAAGUGGAAAGGCGUGGCAAAAUCUCUAUGACAACAAGAUUGCAUUCUCGACCAAGCAAGAUUAUGGAAAAGGAGAGAGAGAAGCUCAAUGGGCUCAUGCUCAGAGGACUUUGCACGGGCUUCAAAAUCCGGAAGCUGGUAAUCUAUUCAACGAGAAGAGCAGCUACAGAGAACUGUCUGAAAUUGCAGAGCAGGCCAAGAGGAGAGCUGAGAUUGCCAGGCUUCGUGAGCUGCACACACUAAAGGGUCACGUCGAAUCGGUGGUGAAGCUAAAGGGUCUCGACAUUGACACCAUCCAGCAGCACUACACCGUCUGAAGAAACCCAAAGAAAUCCCGAACGAACGAAUGAAUCUUUUUUUUUAACGAUGAAUUGUGGCUCUUGAAACAGAGAGCGAAAAUAAUCUUAGGGAAACAGAAAAGAGUGCUUUUUUCUA